AUGCACGCCCAGCUCGGAGCAGACCCGGACCCAGUAGAGGCUCCGUGGGGCGGGAAAAGGAGCAGCUCCGGGGAUAUAAGAGGCAGCAGCGGAGGCGAGAAGGGUCCCCGGGCCGGCAAGGGGAGCCUCCGUCCACCCCCGACCCUCGCAGCCAACGAGGGGAAAAGCGGGGAGCAGGAAACGGUCGGAGAAAAGAAAUAUCAGUGCACAGAAUGUGAAAAAUCCUUCAGAACGAAUGAAAACCUGGAAAACCACCUGAGAAUCCACUCAGGAGAGAAACCAUUUAUAUGCCUGGAGUGUGGAAAGAGCUUCAGUCAGAGGGGAACCCUUUACGCCCAUCGGAGGAUCCACACGGGAGAAAAACCCUAUAAAUGCCUGGAAUGCGGGAAAACCUUCAGUUUAAGCGGAAACCUUUACGCCCAUCAAAGGAUCCACACAGGAGAAAAACCAUUUAAAUGCCUCGAAUGCGGAAAAACCUUCCGGCUCGGUGGAAACCUUUACAUACACAAAAGAACCCACACUGGAGAAAAGCCAUAUAAAUGCCUGGAGUGUGGAAAAUGCUUUAUUGUGAGUGGGCACCUCCUUCGACACCAAAGAACUCACACGGGGGAAAAGCUGCAUAAAUGCCUGGAAUGUGAAAAGACCUUUAGCGAGAGGGAAAGCCUUUGUGAACAUCAAAAGAUCCACUCAAGAGAAAAACUGCAUAAAUGCCUGGAAUGUGGAAAGAGCUUCAGUCAGAGGAGAAGCCUUUAUAAUCACCAAAGAGUUCACACUAGGGAAAAAGAAUACAAAUGCCUGGAGUGUGAAAAGAGCUUCAGUCAGAGGAAAAGCCUUUCUAAUCAUAGAAGAAUUCACACUAGAGAAAAAGAAUACAAAUGCCUGGAAUGUGAAAAGAGCUUCAGUCAAAGGGGACACCUUUAUAGACAUCAAAGAAUCCACUCAAGGGAGAAACCGUACAAAUGUCUGGAGUGUGAGAAGACCUUUUCUGAAAGUGCACAUCUCCGUCAACAUCAAAGGAUCCACACAGGAGAGAAGCCGUAUGAGUGCCUGGAUUGUGGAAAGAGAUUCCGUCAAAAUGGGACCCUUUAUAUGCAUCAAAGAAUUCACACAGGAAACAAACCAUAUAAAUGCUUAGAGUGUGGAAAGAGCUUUACUGAUGGUGGACAACUUAGUCAACAUCAAAGGAUCCAUACAGGAGAGAAACCAUAUCGAUGCCUGGAGUGUGGAAAAGCUUUCAGUCGGGUAGAACACCUCAGUCAGCAUGAAAGAAUUCACACAGGACAGAAACCAUAUAAAUGCAUAAAGUGUGGAAAGAGUUUCAGUCACAAGGCAAGCCUUUACGCACAUCAAAGAAUCCACUCUGGAGAAAAACCCUUUAAAUGCCCGGAGUGUGGAAAAUGCUUUACUCAGGGUGGACAUCUCUAUCAACAUCAAAGGAUUCACACGGGGGAGAAACCCUAUAAGUGCUUGGAGUGUGGAAAGAGCUUCAGUCAGCGGGGAAACCUUUAUAGCCAUCAAAGAAUCCAUUCAGGUGAGAAAUCCUAUAAAUGCUUGGCAUUGGAAAGAAAUUUGCUCAGAGGGGACACCAUCAACUUCAAAGAGUUCGCACAAGAAAUCCAGGAGGGAGGAGAGAAACAUCAGUGCCCGGAAUGUGGAAAAUCUUUCAAAGCAAAUGGAGAUCUUAAAAUGCAUCAAAGGAUCCACUCAGAAGAAAAACCGUUUAAAUGCCUGGAGUGUGGAAAGAGCUUCAGUCAGAGGAGCAGCCUUUAUAGACAUCAAAGGAUCCACUCAGGAGAGAAACCACAUAAAUGCCUGGAGUGUGGAAAGAGCUUCAGUCAGAAGGGACACCUUUAUACACAUCAAAGGAUCCACUCAGGAGAGAAACCGUACGGAUGCCCAGAGUGUGGAAAGAGCUUCAGUUGCAGCAGCAACCUUCAUAGACAUCAAAAAAUCCACUCAGGAGAGAAACAGCAUAAAUGUCUGGAGUGUGGAAAGAGCUUCAGUUGCAGCAGCAGCCUUUAUAUACAUCAAAGGAUCCACUCAGGAGAAAAGCCACAUAAAUGCCUGGAGUGUGGAAAGAGCUUCAAUGUGAGGGGACACCUUUAUAGACAUCAAAGGAUCCACUCAAGAGAGAAACCGUACGGAUGCCCAGAGUGUGGAAAGAGCUUCAGUUGCAGCAGCAGCCUUUAUAUACAUCAAAGGAUCCACUCAGGAGAAAAACCACAUAAAUGCCUGGAUUGUGGAAAGAGCUUCAAUCGGAGGGGACACCUUUAUAGACAUCAAAGGAUCCACACAGGAGAAAAACCUUGUAAAUGUCUGGAGUGUGGAAAGAACUUCAGUUGCAGCAGCAGCCUUUAUAUACAUCAAAGGAUCCACUCAGGAGAAAAACCACAUAAAUGUCUGGAGUGUGGAAAGAGCUUCAGUCUGAGGGGAACCCUUUAUAGACAUCAAAGGAUCCACACAGGAGAAAAACCUUAUAAAUGCCUGGAGUGUGGAAAGAGCUUCAGUGAGAAGAGCAGCCUUUAUAGACAUCAAAGGAUCCACACAGGGGGAAAAUGUUAUAAAUGCCUGGAGUGUGGAAAGAGCUUCAGUCUGAGGGGAAACCUUUAUAGACAUCAAAGGAUCCAUACAGGAGAAAAACCUUAUGAAUGCCUGGAGUGUGGAAAGAGGUUCAGUCUUCAAGGAAACCUUUAUGCACAUCAAAGGGUCCACUCAGGAAAGAAACAGCAUAAAUGCCUGGAGUGUGGAAAGAGCUUCAGUUGCAGCAGCAGCCUUUAUACACAUCAAAGGAUCCACUCAGGAGAAAAACCACAUAAAUGUCUGGAGUGUGGAAACAGCUUCAACGUGAGGGGACAACUUUAUAGACAUCAAAGGAUCCACUCAGGAGAAAAACCACAUAAAUGCCUGGAGUGUGGAAAGAGCUUCAAUGUGAGGGGACACCUUUAUAGACAUCAAAGGAUCCACACAGGAGAAAAACCACAUAAAUGUUUGGAGUGUAGAAAGAGCUUCAGUCUGAGGGGAAACCUUUAUAGACAUCAAAGGAUCCACACAGGAGAAAAACCUUAUAAAUGUCUGGAGUGUGGAAAGAGGUUCAGUCUUCAAGGAAACCUUUAUGCACAUCGAAGAAUUCACUCAGGAGAGAAACUGCAUAAAUGCCUGGAAUGUGGAAAGAGCUUCAGUCUGAGGGGAAACCUUCAUAGACAUCAAAGAAUCCACACAAGUUCUCGUAGCCCCGAACAGCCAAGGAAAUGUGGAAAGAGCUUUACUGAAAGUCGAGCUCUUCAUAAACAUCAAAGCAUUCACAGAGGAGAAAAAGCAUAUAAAUGUCUGGAGUGUGGAAAGAGUUUCAGUGAGAGGGGAGACCUUUAUAUACAUGAAAGAAUUCACCCUGGAAAAAAACCAUAUAAAUGCCUGGAGUGUGGAAAGAACUUCAGUCAGAGGAGAAACAUCAAAGGAUCCACUCAGUGUGGAAAGAGCUUUACUGAAAGUCAAGGUCUCCAUAAACAUCAAAGCAUUCACAGAGGAGAAAAAGCAUAUAAAUGUCUGGAGUGUGGAAGGAGCUUUAGUUGGAGGGGAAACCUUUACAGACAUCAAAGACUCCAUUCAGGAGAGAAACCAUAUAAAUGCCUGGAGCGUGGAAAGGGUUUCUGUGGGAAGGGAAGUCUUUGUCAGCAUCAGUCCACUCGGGAGAAAAACAAUACAAAUACCUUGAGUGUGGAAAGAGCUUUAUUGUUUGUGGACACCUCUAUCGACAUCAAAGAAUUAACAUGGGGAAAAAUGCUAAAUAUGGCUGAAUGUGGAAAAGCCUUCAGUCACAACGGCGGAAGACUCAGGAAUCCCCAGAGAAUCCAGGAGGGAGGAGAGAAAUAUGAAUGCGAAGAAUGUGGAAAAUCCUUCAAAAGAAAUGCAGAUCUUAAAAUCCAUCAAAGGAUCCACACAGGAGAAAAACCGCAUAAAUGCCUGGAGUGUGGAAGGAGUUUCAGUCACAGGAGCAACCUUUAUAAACAUCAAAGGAUCCACUCAGGAGAGAAACCAUUUAAAUGCCUAGAGUGUGGAAAGAGCUUCAAUCGGAGGGGACACCUUUAUAAACAUCAAAGAAUCCACACAGCAGAAAAACUGCAUAAAUGCCUGGAAUGUGGAAAGAGCUUCAAUCGGAAAGGACACCUUUAUACACAUCAAAGAAUUCACACAGCAGAAAAACUGCAUAAAUGCCUGGAAUGUGGAAAGAGCUUCAAUCAGAGCAGCACCCUUUAUAAACAUCAAAGGAUCCACUUAGGAGAGAAACCUUUUAAAUGCAUGGAGUGUGAAAAGAGCUUCAGUCAGAGGGGACACCUUUAUACACAUCAAAGAAUUCACACAGCAGAAAAACUGCAUAAAUGCCUGGAAUGUGGAAAGAGCUUCAAUCAGAGCAGCACCCUUUAUAAACAUCAAAGGAUCCACUUAGGAGAGAAACCUUUUAAAUGCAUGGAGUGUGAAAAGAGCUUCAGUCAGAGGGGACACCUUUAUACACAUCAAAGGAUCCAUUCAGGAGAGAAACCGCAUAAAUGCCUGGAGUGUGGAAAGAGCUUCAAUCGGAGGGGAAACCUUUAUACACAUCAAAGGAUCCAUUCAGGAGAGAAACCGCAUAAAUGCCUGGAGUGUGGAAAGAGCUUCAGUCAGAGCGGAAGCCUUUGUGCACAUCAAAGAAUCCAUUCAGGAGAGAAACCGUAUGGAUGCCCGAAGUGUGGAAAGAGCUUCAAUCGGAGGGGAUACCUUUAUAAACAUCAAAGGAUCCACUCAACAGAGGAACAGUAUAAAUGUCUGGAGUGUGGAAAGAGCUUCAGUCAGAGGGGAGACCUUUAUAUACAUGAAAGAAUUCACCCUGCAAAAAAACCAUAUGAAUGCGUGGUGUGUGGAAAGAGCUUCAGUCAGAGGGGAAGCCUUUAUGUACAUCAAAGGAUCCACACAGGAGAAAAACCGCAUAAAUGUCUGGAGUGUGGAAAGAGUUUCAGUCACAGGGGAAGCCUUUAUACCCAUCAAAAGAGCCACUCAGGAGAGAAACCGCAUAAAUGUCUGGAGUGUGGAAAGAGUUUCAGUCAGAGGAGCAGCCUUUAUGUACAUCAAAGGAUCCACACAGGAGAAAAACCGCAUAAAUGUCUGGAGUGUGGAAAGACCUUCAAUCGGAGGAGCAACCUUUCUGCACAUCAAAGAAUCCACUCAAGAGAAACUAAAUAUCAGUGCCCGGAAUGUGGAAAAUCCUUCCAAGGAAAUGGAGAUCUUAAAAAGCAUCUAAGAAUCCACACAAAAGAAAAACCACAUAAAUGCCCGGAAUGUGGAAAGAGCUUCAGUCAGAGAAGAAGCCUUUAUAAACAUCAAAGGAUCCACUCAGGACUGAAACUGCAUAAAUGCCUGGAAUGUGGAAAGAGCUUCAGUCUGAGGGGAAACCUUUAUAAACAUCAAAGGAUCCACUCAGGAGAGAAACCACAUAAAUGCCUGGAAUGUGGAAAGAGCUUCACUCAGAGGGGAAACCUUUAUAAACAUCAAAGGAUCCACUCAGGAGAAAAACCGUUUAAAUGCCUGGAGUGUGGAAAGAGCUUCACUCAGAGGGAAAGCCUUUAUAAACAUCAAAGGAUCCACUCAGGAGAAAAACCACAUAAAUGUCUGGAGUGUGGAAAGAGCUUCAGUCAAAGGGGACACCUUUAUAAACAUCAAAGGAUCCACUCAGGAGAAAAACCAUACGGAUGCCCGGAGUGUGGAAAGAGCUUCAGUUGCAGCAGCAGCCUUUAUAAACAUCAAAGGAUCCACUCAGGAGAGAAACCGCAUAAAUGCCUGGAGUGUGGAAAGAGCUUCUCUCGGAGGGGACACCUUUAUACACAUCAAAGGAUCCACUCAGGAGAGAAACCGUACGGAUGCCCGGAGUGUGGAAAGAACUUCAGUCAGAGGAGCAGCCUUUAUAAACAUCAAAAGAUCCACUUAGGAGAAAAACCACAUAAAUGCCUGGAGUGUGGAAAGAGCUUCAAUGUGAGGGGACACCUUUACGUACAUCAAAGGAUCCAUUCAGGAGAGAAACCGUAUGAAUGCCUGGAGUGUGGAAAGAGCUUCAAUCGGAGGGGACCCCUUUAUAGACAUCAAAGGAUCCACACAGGAGAAAAACCACAUAAAUGCCUGGAGUGUGGAAAGAGCUUCAAUCGGAGGGGAAACCUUUAUAGACAUCAAAGGAUCCACUCAGGCGAGAAACCGCAUAAAUGCCUGGAGUGUGGAAAGAGCUUCAGUGAGAAGAGCAGCCUUUAUAGACAUGAAAGGAUCCACACAGGGGAAAAAUGUUAUAAAUGCCUGGAGUGUGGAAAAAGCUUCAGUCUGAGGGGAAACCUUUAUAGACAUCAAAGGAUCCAUACAGGAGAAAAACCUUAUGAAUGCCUGGAGUGUGGAAAGAGGUUCAGUCUUCAAGGAAACCUUUAUGCACAUCGAAGAAUUCACUCAGGAGAGAAACUGCAUAAAUGCCUGGAAUGUGGAAAGAGCUUCAGUCUGAGGGGAAACCUUCAUAGACAUCAAAGAAUCCACACAAGCGGAGAAACCUUAUAA
Molecule: messenger RNA, 6561 nt
Organism: Protobothrops mucrosquamatus (brown spotted pit viper)
Lineage: Eukaryota; Metazoa; Chordata; Lepidosauria; Squamata; Viperidae
Product: zinc finger protein 729-like
Exons: 10
Coding region: 1-6561 (2186 amino acids)
Biological process (GO): regulation of transcription by RNA polymerase II
Molecular function (GO): RNA polymerase II cis-regulatory region sequence-specific DNA binding; DNA-binding transcription factor activity, RNA polymerase II-specific
Source: RefSeq, a predicted model, not a curated record